GCUGCAGCAAGAAGAAGGCAAAGCAUCAAGCCUCCUACUUGGUGCUGCUUCAACUGCUCGGCACCAGCCCCACAACUCCACACGAAAAGGCUGCUCUUAGGGAUCUACGAGUGGCUGCCGCUGCAACACUUGGUAUCGACUAUGGAUGCACACUAGAUGGUGAUGACGUGGACUUCGCCUUUCGUGCGCCGGCGAUUGACCCCAAGGUCAACAGCGUUGGUGAGUUGCAGGAGUACUGCCAGAAGAACAUGUGGCCUUCUCCAGUCUACGAGUUCAAAGCUAAAAGGAAGGCGGCCGCUGAUUUCCUGAAGGCGAUAAUAGACCAAGGCCUCUCUAUCCCGACGGAAGAGUUGGAGGCCAUUGAAGAAGAUAGUUUGCCCUUGCUUGAAAAGAAGGAUAUGAAUUCUCUGAAGGACAGGCAAAGCAACAACGAAAAAGCGGCUAAGUCCGUUCGAAAGCUCUUGUCUGGUGUCUUUACAAGUCGUGGCAAACUCCCUCAACUGAAUAUUGAUAGCACGGCGGUCGGAGAUAAGGAUGUUUACAGGACGUUGGAUGCCAUUUUGGAGACCCACAAACUGACUAUAUCCUACUCGAUCGUUAAAUCUACAAAUUCGGGUAAACUGUUGUUAUCUUUGAUUUCUGCUCUGCCGAUUCGGAUUAUUUAUCUGGAUAUUUUGCCUAUAUUGACUAUUGACCCUUCUCUGUAUUCCUUCGUGAUCUCCUCCUUAAAUUUGGAUAGACUCUUUACCACAUUACGUGCUGUGCAUUAUCUGCUUGACAAGAAGUACGCACUCCUACCUUCUCUUAAAACGAUGCUUUGCGGUGGACGUGCCUCACGCUAUGUAUUCUAUAAGAAACGGAAGGUUUACUGCCAGGCUCAAUUGUCAACCCUUCCGCCCCAAGUAAUCGGCAGCCGUCCGUUUGAGACAGAGGAAGAAGCCCGCAAGGACGCCGCCCACCGAUGUAUCACGUAUUUAAAAAUUAUGACUAUGCCAGCGCCCCGGUUCGACGACGCGUGGUUUCGUUACUACACUUAG
Messenger RNA from Dibothriocephalus latus, 1037 nucleotides. The record is from the annotation of a GenBank genome assembly. Lineage: Eukaryota; Metazoa; Platyhelminthes; Cestoda; Diphyllobothriidea; Diphyllobothriidae.